AAAAAGCUUCAUUCUGUUCCUUUUUGGGGAGCACUAUGUGGUUUUAUUUUCUGCGCAAGCCGUUUUGUUCUGACGAGUUUUCUUCUCAGUGCAGAAUUGACUGUGUUAGCGUACAGAUUCUAAAGAGCGAUUUCUAUUGAUUGAUUGAUUGAUUGAUUAUAUAUUGAAAUCGAGUCGAAACCCCACUUAUAUUAGUUAUUGUGACAUUCACACAAGCAGUCAGCUUUAACAAGGACAAUUUUAUCCGCGCACCGUGUCAAAUAGUGAAUACACUUAAAAUACACAUCCUCCCAUUGUCAAGUAAUAUUCUAAAUUAAUUGUUAGUAGCGGCGUUCUAAAAAAAAUUGGUGCGCCCCACCGACAUGCGUAGCCCUACUUGACAACUUAUCAGUACUUUCACUGGUCACACAUUCGCGGGGCAAAAUACAAACGCAAAUAUGUCUUGGGAACGCUACUCGGCGCAAAUGCUGUGCUCUGUCGACUGUGCCCCCCAGACCGACGCUGCCUCUGCGUCUUCAAUGGACCGCAGUCACCCGGCAACGACAGCUCAGCAAAACAUGCCGCAGCAAGAGUGUCCGGCGUUGGGCUGCAGCCGGUCGGGCUGUACCGGGGCGCGGCUGGUGACGGACAACGCAGCCUUCCUCGAGGCAGAAUACUUGCAGCAGCAGCACAAUUACCAGGCUAGCCAAAAGCCGUACAGGGUGGGCCUCAUCCUGCUUUGCAUGGGCGCCCUGUUCAACUGGCUCGGCCUUGCACAGGCCUACGUAGAGCCGAUGCGCUACAUCGGAGUCGGCUGCAUCGUGGCCGGCGCCCUGCUCAUUUGCGCCGCUAUGUGCCGCUGGUUGGGACGCUCAAGUGCCGGCACCGCGGGACAGCACGCCACUGACCUCAGCAGCUGCGAGCUGAACACAAUCGGACGCGAAGAGGGCAGCAGUCUUUACGGAGGUCAGCCGCCGUCGGUGCACAUCAUCAGUUUGCCCUUGAGUCCGACCUUGCAGAGCAAGCCACCUGAUUACGAGAGUCUGGUCUGCGAGCUGCCCACCUACGAAGACGCCAUCAAACUCCGCCCAACCCUCGAGCUCGUGCAGCAGCAGCCCCUGGUGGCCAACGAGGAUUCGGUGGGCUCCUCAACUGACGCGUCGACAACCAGGGUCAACCUGACCAAAGCGGUGGAAAGCUCCCUGAACGACAGCCCAGCGCAUCACUCGAGUUGAACGUAAAGUCGUCUUGCCAAGAAGAAUUUGACUGACGCGCGCAUGUACUUUGAAUUUCGCAGUUUUUGUUACGACUAUAAACUUUCCGAUUCCUAAAGUUCUAAGGUGAUUGUGUGAUGUUGUGGAAGAAAUGUUAUAUUUUUCCCAUUGCCUCUGUUUGGAAAAAAGUGUUACAAAAAAGUAUAUAUUUUUUGAUCUAAAAAACAAAGACAGUGUGUGCUUAUUAGGCAGGCUUGAAUUAAUUAGAUUGCUCUGAUCUCACCGAAAAGUAGUAAAUUAUCUUUGAAAAAGCAUACCAAACUAACUUGAUGAAAUCAUAGAAAAAAUGAAAUGAAAUACUGAAAAAGUGAGAAUAAAUGUAAUUUUGGUGGGGGAGAGAUGAGAAUUGUUGCAAAAGGAAAAUACUCCUAGAGGAGACAUUCAUAGUGAAUUUCAAACUUUCUUGCUACCAAUAUUAGAUAAAAGUAUUCCGUAUUUUUGGGAUAAUAAUUGACUGCUGCUGAAAAUAUUUGUCCAAGACAAUUCUCAUCAUAGCUGACGAGAAUUUGCAUUUAGUUUGCAGACUUCACUAGAAGCAAAGUAAGAUUUUGUUGUAUGGUUGAGAUUUAACUCAACAACUUUUUCGGUGUGUAAAUAUGGAGAGGAGAAAUUUAAUAAUAUCUCUGAUGUAUAGACUUGCACACAAGAUUAAAAGAGAGUAUGACAUAUAUUAUGAGCAAUAUUCUUCCAGAAAUGCUGAUGCUGGCAACUUAUACGCACUCGCAAGUCUUUCCCACUAUCUCCAUUUCUAAUAAACUGAAUAAGCCACACUUCUAAAUAAAAUAUUACGUACUAAGACCCAAAACCAACGUUAGCAACAUUACAUGUGAAUUUUUCCUGGGAAGGAAGCCAAGAACUAUUGGCGUUUGUAUAAAUCUAGUCAUUGUAAGAGGAGCAAGAUAUUGGGUUUGUAUUUUUGCUUCAUCUGGUGCGAGGUCGCCUCGUUGUGUAAAUUAUAUUUUUCUUGGAAAAUAUUUAUAUUCAAUAAGAAGAGCGUUCCACACUCUUGCUUUGAUGCUUGAUAUAAUAUGAAUGAUAUUCUAAAUUUAAAUGCGCUGGUCUUGUUGAUGAGUACUUUUUUGGUGUUGUGUGAGGUGCGUGCGCCCUAAACUUGUUGUGUAAUAUUUCCAAAAGAAAAUAAACUUGUAAUUGUGUAAAAUGUUGACGAAGCACGGUGUGUUGCAUGAAAAAUAUACAGUUAAUCCAACAAGGCCUAUCCAGUGAUAAAAUACAAAUUCAUGAUUUACCAUCAUACCCAUGAUCUUAAAAAGUAAAACAGCUUUACAAGUGUAAAUGGAAGAAUAAAAAAACUUAAAUAUUUCA
Molecule: messenger RNA, 2576 nt
Organism: Cloeon dipterum
Lineage: Eukaryota; Metazoa; Arthropoda; Insecta; Ephemeroptera; Baetidae
Exons: 3
Coding region: 438-1214 (258 amino acids)
Source: RefSeq, a predicted model, not a curated record